AAUGCAACGAACAACAGAUUUACGAUUUCUGAAAAGAAUGAUUUAUUAAGCAUAAUUUUUUUUUAUUGUCACAUUAUUGAAAACAAAAUAACUGAUAAUAUAAGUACUGUACAAAAAGAAGAAGCAUGGACAAGUAUAACAAUAGAGUACAAUAAGAAUAGAACUAUUAUCAGAUCUGAAAAAAGUUUACGUGUUUGUUGGGAAAAUAUAAAAAGAGAUACGAGAAAAUACUGCGCAACAGAAAGACGUGAAAGUUAUAGAACAGGUGGAGGUGUAGUGAAUUUAAAAAAAAAUGACUUGUUUGAAAGAGCCCGAGAAAUUAUGGGUGAAACCACAGUAAAUGGAUUAUCUAAUCCAUUUGAUUCCGAUUGUAUUGAAAAUGUCAGUACUGUUGGUAAUAUAUUACAAGAUAAAAAUAAACUGUCACAAAAAGAAGAAAAUAAUUCAGCGGAAAUA
This is a messenger RNA of Solenopsis invicta (red fire ant), 456 nucleotides long. RefSeq lists its product as uncharacterized. The annotation marks the transcript as partial. Lineage: Eukaryota; Metazoa; Arthropoda; Insecta; Hymenoptera; Formicidae. The record is from RefSeq and is a predicted model, not a curated record. The transcript has 2 exons.